AUGUAUACAUCUAGAUACAGAUAUGAAAGCAGCUAUGCAACUAUAUAUGCAACUUUAAUAAAUGAUACAUUAUAUCCACCUUUAAUCGUUCCUUUGAUAAUAGAUUUAAGAGAUAAAAAUUGUAAUAAUCAAAAUGCUCGCAGAAUUUUUAGUGCAAAUAAUGGUAAAAACGAUAAUGAUAAUAUUGUAGAACGAGUUCCAACAUCAACAGCUCGACAUACAGACUGUGAAAUUACACCAGAUGUACAACAUGCUACGUAUAGAGUUAAAGAUGAUGAUGAAACAGUUACAGCUAUAUAUACAUGUGAAAACGGAUAUGAAUUAAAAGGUGAAGCAAAAAUUAUUUGCGAUCUAGAUACAGAUGAAUGGUUACAGGAUCCGCCAACAUGUGAAAAAGUUGAAUCUGGCGAAACUGGUAAUGGUGAAAAUCAUGUACCAGAAACGACAAGAAAAAAAUUCCAUGAUAUUCAAGAAGAUAAUUUUAUUACCAGAGAAUUUGCCUUAAGACUCGAUAUGUCAUGUGUUCAAGCACGUGUUAAAGCACCAAAUAUAGAUAAUGGACAAGUUGUUAAAUAUGACAGACGUAAAAAGGGCGGACAACUUUUCUUAGUUGCAUUCUACAGAUGUAAUAAUAAUUAUGAUUUCGAAGAUCCAGAAAUAAAUGCUGUUUAUUGUAGUAAGAAAAAUUGGAUUGGAGAACAUCCAACAUGUGUUUCAUCAAAUGGUGAUGAUUAUAAUGAUGGAGAUGAUUACGAUGAGGAAGAAGAAGAAGAGAAUGGUAAUGGUAAUGGAAAUGAUAAUGGAAAUGGUAAUGGAAAUGGUCAUCAUAAUGUGGAUGAAAAUGGUCAUCAUAAUGAAACAGAAAAUUAUGAUGAAAAUCAUUCGCAUGGAAGUCAAACUACACAAAUUCUAGAAACUGUUACUGUUGCACAUUCUCCACAAAUAGAUAACGUUGAUAAUGAAAUACUUAAUUAUGAAAGAAAAAAUUUUGAUGAAUAUACUAAUUCAGAAAAUAUACAUGAACCACAACCAUUCAAUGAGACUUGUGAUGAAUAUCGUGGCGGUUGUGAUCACAAUUGUAAACGAGUACAAACUGGUAAUUCAGAUAAUCCUGUUCAAAUUGUAUGUUCUUGUUUCCAAGGAUAUUAUUUAAAUACUGAAGAUAUGAAACGAUGCCAUGAUGUUAAUGAGUGUGAAAUUAAUAAUGGAGGAUGCGAACAAAUUUGUACAAAUACACCAGGUUCUUUUCAAUGUUCAUGUGAAAGUGGGCUUCAAAUUGAUACGAUUACCGGUAACACCUGUAUUGAUAUUAAUGAAUGUUUAUUACGUAAUGGACAUGGUCCUUGUCAAGAUACAUGCUAUAAUACAUUUGGUAAUUAUAUAUGUACAUGUGAAAAUUUACCUGGAACAAAAAUCUCAAGUGAUAAUCAUACGUGUGAAGAUGCCGGUGAGUGUAAUAAAAAUAAUGGCGGUUGUUCUCAUAAAUGUUUAAGUAUAUUAGGCAGAGUAUAUUGUCUUUGUCCUGAUGGUUUUGAAUUAAGUGAUAAUUGGAAAACAUGUGAAGAUAUUAAUGAGUGUGAAAGAGAAGAAAUUUAUUCGCAAUGCGAACAUGGUUGCAUAAAUUUUCAUGGUUCAUAUAGAUGUAUUGAACCACCAACAACUGAAUCAUCAAUAUUAACAACAAAUAUUCAGAAAGAGGAAGAAGAAGAAAAUAACGAGGAACGGGGAUCAAACAACAAACAUUCAGAAAUACCAACACCAAUUGUACAAAACAAUUUACCAAGAACAGAAAAUGUAAUUGAAAAUGAUUGUGGCACCGGUCUCCGUAGAAAUAAUAAUAAUGAAUGUGUUGAUAUUGAUGAAUGUGCUGAAGGGACAAGUGGUUGUGAACAUUGCGAAAAUGCUCAUGGUGGAUUCGAAUGCACAUGUCCUGAUGGUUAUGAAUUAAAUGAUGAUGGAAAAACAUGUCAAGAUAUCAAUGAAUGUGAAUUGUAUUCCGCUAAUGAUGAUUAUACUGAUGAAAAUGGUAAUAACGAACAAGAAGCAUACAGAAUUUGUUCACACGAUUGUGUUAAUGUAAUUGGUUCAUAUCAAUGCAAAUGUCCAGAUACAUAUCAUUUACAUAUCGAUCAGAGAACAUGUAUUAAAGAUUAUUGUGAAGAUUUAAAAAAUCCAUUAUUAAAUAAAUUACAAUGUUCACAUGAAUGUAUCGAUGAUCCAGAUACUGGUUUCCAAUGUAAAUGUCCUUCUGAUUAUCAAUUAGAUAGUAAUGAUAUGAAAACUUGUUUAAAAUUAUCAAGUUCAAUUGCAACGGAAAAUAAUAAACCAACAAAUCUGUUUGUUAUUGAUAACGAUAAUGAAGAAUCAGUUGGAACAAAUCAUAUAAUUGAUUUAACUAGAUCAAAUCAACAAGAAGAUAAAUGUACUGAAUUGAAUGGUAAUAAUGCUUGUUAUCCUGGUCAAUGCAUAAAUGAUGUAAAUACACCUGAAGGAUACAGUUGUGAAUGUCCUCAAGGUUAUGCGAAAAUAGAAGGACGUUGUCUUGAUAUUGAUGAAUGUGCAAUUGGAAUUGAUAAAUGUUCACAUUAUUGUAUAAAUUAUGAUGGAACAUAUAAAUGUUCAUGUCCAUCUGGUUUAACUUUAUCAUCUGAUGAUGAUAAAUCAUGUAUUGAUAUUAAUGAAUGUGAAGAAAAUUCACAAAUUUAUCCAUGUACAAUAAAUAAUGGCGAUUGUUCACAUAUAUGCAGAUCAUAUGAAUCUGCAUCAUCAACAAAAGUUAUAUGUGAAUGUCCUGAAGAUAUGGAAUUAAGUAAAGAUAAUGAAAGAAUUUGUAUUAGCAAAAAUCCAUGUGAAAAUAACAAUGGAGGAUGUACACAAAUUUGUAAUCCAAAUAGUAAAGUCGAUGAACAUUGUUCAUGUAAUAAAGGUUAUAUUCUAUCAGAUGAUAAGAAAACGUGUAUUGACUUAAAUGAAUGCAAAAAUAAUAAUGCCGGUUGUAGUCAAUUAUGUAAUAAUUUAGAAGGUUCAUUUGAAUGCUUAUGCAAAGAUGGUUUUAAAAUGCUUUUAUUGCCAAAUUUAACAAAUGCAUGCAUCGACAUUGAUGAAUGUACACUAGGUUUGGAUAAAUGUAAGGAAACGAAUAGUAUAUGUAUUAAUACAGAAGGAUCUUAUCAUUGUAAAUGUCCAAAAGGUUUUGAAUUAAAUUUUGAACAAAAUAAAUGUAUAGAUACUGAUGAGUGUGCUUUAAAUAAUGGAAAUUGUUCACAUAUAUGCAUUAAUUUGGUUGGAGGUUAUCAAUGUUCUUGUCCUAUUGGUCAAAUAUUAAUAGACGAUGAAAAAACAUGUGAUUAUGUUGAUGAAUGUAAAAUCAGCAAUGGAGGAUGUUCACAUGAAUGUUAUUAUUCUCUUGGUGAAGUAACUUGUCUAUGUCCAACAGGUUAUGAUUUAGAUAAUAGUCGAAAAAAUUGUAUUGAUAUAGAUGAAUGUUCCGUUAAACAUGGUCCGUGCUCUCAUAAAUGUAUAAAUACAAUUGGAAGUUUUCAGUGUUCAUGUCCGAUAGGCUAUCAAUUGGAUAAUAAUGGACUAAAUUGUCAUGAUAUUAAUGAAUGUAUUGAGAAUAAUGGAAAUUGUUCACAUAUUUGUGUUAAUUUUUUAGGUUCCUAUAAAUGUGUAUGUGAACUGGGAUUUAUGUUACAAGCAGAUCAACAUUCUUGCCUUGAUUUAGAUGAAUGCUCUGAAAAUUAUCAUGAUUGUUCACAUAUUUGUAUUAAUAUACCCGGAGGUUAUGAAUGUGCCUGUCCAUCUGGAUAUGAAUUAUCGGAACAAAGUAAAUUUAUUUGUAUGGAUAUCGAUGAAUGUCAAAAAAAGUACAAUGGUGGAUGCUCACAUACUUGUAUUAAUACUGAUGGCUCCUACAAAUGUGAAUGUCCGGAAUUAUAUUCGAUUGGAAAUGAUAAUAAAACAUGUUUUCAACUUGACGAAUGCCAAAUCGGAGGAAAAGAAUGUUCUCAUGAUUGUGAAAAUAUUAUUGGAGGUGGUUUUAAAUGUUUAUGUCCGCCUGGCAUGAAUCUGGGUGCUAAUGAACUGACAUGUGUCGAUAUAAAUGAAUGUAUCGAAAUAGAUAGUAAUGGAGGAUGUUCUCACUAUUGCGAAAAUACUGAAGGAUCAUAUAAAUGCAGUUGUCCCAAUGGAUAUAUAUUAGGGGAUGAUAAUAACACUUGUUAUGAUAUUGACGAAUGUCUAGAUGGCAAUGGUGGUUGUAAUCAAUAUUGCAUUAAUUUUGGAGGAGGUUAUAAAUGCAAAUGCUCCAAAAAUUAUAUAUUAUCAGAAGAUGAAAAAACAUGUGUAUUUCAAAAUCAUUGUAGUGAACAUAACGGUGGAUGUUCACAAAUUUGUCAUUCAUUAAGUGAUGGACCAAAAUGCUUAUGUAGAGAAGGAUUUAUUUUAUCAGAUAUUGAUAAUUCAACAUGCUUAGAUAUAAAUGAAUGCGAAUAUCAGAAUACGUGUCAACAAGAAUGUCGUAAUACAAUUGGUUCAUUUGAAUGUAUUUGUCGACCAGGCUAUACAAAAGAUGCUCUUGAUCAAUGCGUUGAUAUAAAUGAAUGUAAUUUUAUGAAUGGCGGAUGCUCUCGUGAAGCUGAAUGUAUUAAUAUACCGGGAAGUUUUAAAUGUAAUUGUCCACAAGGUUAUAAAUUGGCUCAUGAUGAAAGAAAUUGUUUUCAAAUUAAAGAUUAUUGUUUCCCUUUGAAAGCACCAAGAAACGGAGACAUUCAUUGUACAAGAUCAAGACAUAAAACUCAAUUGUAUUAUAGAACAAAAUGUUCGAUGUGGUGUAAUCGAGGAUUUAAUUUAGAAGGUUCAUCGACUAGAUAUUGUAAUGGAACUGGAGAAUGGGAUGGUAUUGAAAGUUUAUGUGUGCCUUUAUCAUGUCCUCGUUUACCAAAACCACAAUAUGGUACAAUAUUACCAUCAAAUUGUAUUAUUGGUAAUAUAUUUAGUGGUGAACGUUGUUUAUUACAUUGUCCAUCUGGUUAUAUACCAGCUGGAAAACGUGCAGCAAUUUGCAAUGCAGAUAAAACUUGGUCAACAAAUUCAACCUUAGAAUGUAUACCAUUAAAAUCAACUGUCACCGGCAAUAGUGUAGAUAAUAUUAACCAACAUGCAUCAUCGUCAUCGUCUUCAUCAUCAUCAUCAGCAUCGACUGUUGUUUCAAGUGGAAAUAUUGAUUCGAGUGGAAGUAGUGGUAGUACAGGUGGAAUUAUUAGUAGUAGUGGUGGUAUAAGUAGCGGUAGUGGUGGUAGUAUUGGUGGAAGUAUACAUACAGAAACUACCAGUAAUAUAAAUCAAAUACCAGGAAUUAGUGGAGUUAGUAUUCAACCGUAUAUAAAAUGCCCACAGGAUACAAUUUUAUUAUUACCUGAAGGACAAAAAACUAUAUUUAUAAGACUUCAACAACCAAAAACAAAUGUUGAUUAUUUCAAAUAUGUUGAUUCACAUCCUGAAUGGGCUAAAAAUUUAGAUGCACAUUUACCAGUUGGUGUUCACAUAAUUCGAUUCCGUGCACGUAGUCCAAAUUCAAAUUCAAAUGCUAUUUGUAGAACAGUAAUAACAGUUAAAGAAUCUCAUCCACCAAAAGUUGUUUAUUGUCCACCAUCCUAUGAAAUUCAAUUAAAUCCUAAUGAAUCUGGAAGAUCAAUUAAAUGGAAAGAACCAAUUUUUGAAGCAAAUAGUCAUUUAAAACAAAUUUAUAAAUCAAAGGCACCCGGUGAAGUUUUUGGACCAGGAAUACAUAAUAUUCUUUAUAUUGCAACAGAUCGAGAUGGUCAAUCAUCAAGAUGUGAAUUCAAAUUGAUUGUCAGAGCUAAUGCUCAUAGGCAAACACCAUCUGUAGUAGGAACAUCAGGCGGUCAUUAUUCAAAUGCACAACAUCAUCAUAAAGAACAACAGCAACAAUCACAACACCAGCAACAAUCACAACAUCAACAACAUUCACAACAGUCACAUCAAUUAUCAGGAUCUUCAUCAUCAUCAUCAUCAUCUUCAUCAUUAUCAUCUUCUUCAACAUCAGCUGGUAAAGCACGUGGUAUUGUAACUGGUGUUGGUGGUACUUUCCAAGCAACCGGUUUAUUAAAUCAUGAAUCAUAUUUAAUAUGUGCUGGUAAACCAGCUAUGAAAAUUGAAACAAAUUAUCCUGUUCAAGUUCCAGCUAAUUGUUAUGUAAAGAAUAUUCGUACAAAUCCUUUAAGACAACAACAGCAAAAUAGAAGGCGUCAUCAACGUCAUUAUUUUAAUAAUAUUCUCGGCCAUCAAUAUCCAGUAUGGAAUUAUCGUCCAAGAAGUCUGGAAAACAAUGGAUAUGCAUACUUUAAUAGAUGGAAUUAA
Condylostylus longicornis is the source of this 6381-nucleotide messenger RNA. Its product is annotated as fibrillin-2. Gene Ontology annotation, molecular function: calcium ion binding. The coding region runs from base 1 to 6381 and encodes 2126 amino acids. The transcript has 20 exons. The record is from RefSeq and is a predicted model, not a curated record. NCBI's taxonomy places the organism in Eukaryota, Metazoa, Arthropoda, Insecta, Diptera, Dolichopodidae.